Dermacentor albipictus is the source of this 1726-nucleotide messenger RNA. RefSeq lists its product as uncharacterized. Gene Ontology annotation, cellular component: membrane. Lineage: Eukaryota; Metazoa; Arthropoda; Arachnida; Ixodida; Ixodidae. The record is from RefSeq and is a predicted model, not a curated record.
AGAAAGAAGCAGCACAGUUCCACAGCCAUGGACGGCAGCCCUUCGCACGGCGCAGAGCCGACCGCUGAGCCGCUGGCGGAAGCGCGGACCGCCGACGAAGGCGCCAAGCCCCGCGAAGGCAAGAGGCACAAGAGUCGCUCGGGCCGCUCGCAGAAGCACAAGAGCAAGCAGGCCACGGCACGGAGGACCAGCGACGGGGCGUCACCUCGGAGGUCACACCUAUGGACAGGCGACCACCGAAUGGCGCUGAGCUCGACUUCAGGGACAAUGCAGGCGACGACCUGCGACGACCGCCGCCAAAGCGGGAUGGAUAUGACCACCGAAGCCCAGAGUGCGCUCAUUGAGGGGCGCAUGGCGGACCAGACUGUUCAUGACGAAGAGGGCGGGACCCGCGGGCACCGUUCCAAGCAUCGGCGCCAUUCUCGGCAGAGGGGUCCUAGUCUGACUGACAACAUGGAACGCGGGCCACGCACGGAGACGCGACAGGCGCUGCGCUGUCCCCCGCAUCCGUUCAGCGAGAUCGUGGCCUCGCUGAAGGCCACCACUCACGAGCAGGCAGGCCGCAAAGCGGUCGCCGGCGACGACCAGUCGCUCAAGUACUGCGUGGCGGUGUCGCUGUUCGUGCUGGUGUGCCUCUACUACGUGGGGUUCCUGGCCGCGUACACGCUGCUCAGCGGCCAGCCGCCGCACCGACCGGCCGCCUCGGGCCGCACCAUCGAGCUCUCCCACACGCAGUGGGUGUUCCGGCCGCGCUCGUCCCGCGAGCCUGCGAGGAGAACCGCCCUCGCGACCACCGACGCCCGCGGCGCCACGCAGGAGGGCGCCGAGGAGCGGCCAACCGUUUUGCCUGCCCUCAGCGGCUUAACUGUCAUUACUGAAGCACCACCACACCUGCUGACGUGCAUGAGGCGAAGACCACCGCUACCGGCCACUUUGCUGCUGCUGCUGCUGUCGCUCGCCCACGAAGUUGCGUGCAACAGCGUCGGGGCACCAGCCAGCGCCUGCAAGGAAAUGGAGCCCCGCCAUAACUUCAAGCCGCAGAAUCAGCACCAUGACUACCAGGUGACCGUGGUGCGUGCCAACCGGGACUUUACCGUGACCCUGGCGAGCCUGAACAAAAGCUGGCCUUUCAAGGGUUUUAUUAUGCGUAGCUUCCGCGUCAAGGGCAACAAGACCAUCUUCCUCGAGGGCGUAUUCGAAGCCAGCUCGCUCUAUCAUCACGUUCCGUGUGGCGAGUCCUUCAACCGGAGCGUCAUAACGCACAACAACCCGGCGGUGAAAACCUUGGUGACCGCUAAUUGGAAACCUGCAAAGUUAACCGAGCCGCUCAUCGAAGUUUUCUUCAGGGCGACCAUUCUGCAAACAUUCGACACCUACUGGAAAAAUGUAGACUCCAACCACAUACUCAUCAACUCGUCCCAAAACAUCAGAGGUGCACAGUUUCCACUGCUCCAGCUGGCGGUGGCAUUCCUGCUGGUUUGCCUUGAUUGACACCGGGCUCGGUGCACCUGGUGCUGCCACAAAUACCAGUGCCGAAAGCUGCAGACAGGGGACAACUUGGUGAAGGGCUACCCCAAGCCUUAACAGGGUUUUUCAUUGACUCAACCCAUCAUCCAGAUCGGGAUUAUCUUGUAAUAUAUUUUUUCGAUACUUGACCGUGGUUGUAAUCUUAAGCCGACUAGUAUAACACAAAUUUCCAUUGUAGGUAAAGCACACUUUUCGCUCA